Oreochromis aureus is the source of this 4195-nucleotide messenger RNA. RefSeq names its product zRAB1B, member RAS oncogene family a (gene rab1ba). Bases 284 to 889 code for a protein of 201 amino acids. NCBI's taxonomy places the organism in Eukaryota, Metazoa, Chordata, Actinopteri, Cichliformes, Cichlidae. Gene Ontology annotation, molecular function: GTP binding; GTPase activity. The transcript has 6 exons. The record is from RefSeq and is a predicted model, not a curated record.
CACUACCGCACCUGCGCAGUCGUCUCAUACAUUUAGCAAAGAACGGUCACAGAAAGGCAGAAAGAGAGAAAAUAUAUUAACCUAACCGGAGGAAACGAUUUUCUGUCCGUAAGGAUUAAAGAUAUACGAGCCGAUAGAAGCCGACUACAGCGGAGGAGUCAGAGCAGUGACGGGGACGGUAAACAACCAUCGAUGUGCCUCUGAUAUCCGGACAUACAAGUCAUCUUUUUUGCCUUAGUAGGAAGAGACGAGUCGCCGACAGAGAAACAUCCAGACUGAAAGCAUGAAUCCCGAAUAUGACUAUCUGUUCAAGCUCCUGCUCAUUGGAGACUCUGGUGUUGGAAAGUCUUGUCUUCUACUGCGUUUUGCUGAUGACACCUACACAGAGAGCUACAUCAGCACCAUUGGAGUGGACUUUAAGAUUCGCACCAUCGAGCUGGAUGGCAAGACCAUCAAAUUGCAGAUUUGGGACACUGCAGGCCAGGAGAGGUUUCGUACUAUCACCUCCAGUUACUAUCGUGGAGCCCAUGGCAUCAUAGUUGUUUAUGAUGUGACAGACCAAGAGUCCUAUAACAAUGUCAAGCAGUGGCUUCAGGAAAUUGACCGAUAUGCCAGUGAAAAUGUCAAUAAACUUCUGGUGGGCAACAAGUGUGACUUGACGACUAAGAAAGUAGUGGACUACACAACUGCUAAGGAGUUUGCUGACUCUUUGGCGAUCCCCUUUCUGGAGACCAGUGCCAAGAAUGCCACAAAUGUAGAGCAGGCUUUCAUGACCAUGGCAGCCGAGAUCAAGAAACGCAUGGGCCCCGGGGCCACAGCUGGCGGGGACAAGCCCAACUUAAAAAUCGAUAGCACCCCCGUCAGGCAGUCUGGAGGGGGUUGCUGUUAAAGGACCUACAACCACACCACAACCAUCUCAGUGAUUUCUCUACUCUGUUCCCUCCCAUCACCUGUACAACUCACACCCCACCAUAUAACCCACUCCCACUCCCGACUUUCCCUCUGUGACCUGCUCGGACAGAGGACUAAACUGCAAAGUCAGAUUGAAUCUGUAUGAGGGUUAAUUCAGACCUGUUCAGCCUUUUGAUUAGACAGAGAGGAAAGCAACCAGGAAACACUGAGACCAUUUUUAUCUUUUGCCGUGGAGGCAGAAGGAAAUGAGAUAUGGCAGGAGAUUGGCAUUAAUUUAGAAUGAAAUGGAAAUAAACGAUUAGGUUCAGAUUUAAGUGAGGUUAUUGCUACAAAACACACAGACACAGUAGUCUGAUGGCACGAGUUACAAAAAUUAAAGCCAUUUGGCCAAAUGCAUUUCUGCUUGGGCUCCGUCUGUUUUUACUGAUCUCAGCCCAAACUUCACUCCCUACAAUUAUUUACCUGCACACACUCAUUACGCUACACACUGUGGAUGACCUGAACUCUUUAGGAUGCUAGCAGUCUUAUAACUGUGACACAUCAUCGCUGUUUCCUGAGGAGGGUCUAGGAUGGAUGAUGGUCUAGGGAAAGCCCAAUCAGGGAGCCUCCUCUCCUUCAUCUAUUUCCUUCCUCUUCUGAGCCACUUUUUUAUAGUGUGUUUAGACAAAAGCAAGGUGAAUGUUUUUAUUAUGUAACUCUUGUUUGAGGAAUCAGCGUUCUUUUGCCUCAGUCAGCCAAUGUACUAAACAUACAGACGUAUGCUGUGAGCCAGCAGGAAACAAACCCCACUGACCGUGUCGAAGAGAAUCUGUUUCUCUCUGUUGGUCUGUUUUUAUGUUUUGGAACAGUUACAUUUCCCCCCAAAGUUUUUAACUCGCGCACCUGGGCCUAACUUUGCUUCAUCGUGUAUCAUGUCAUGUGUAAUAUAUAGUCACAUUGUCUUUUUUCUGUCUGAACACACCUUGCUCGCUCUUUUUCAAACAGACUGGGACUCUCUGCUACGGCCUUCAUGGUGCUGCACUCUGUUUCAUCCAUGUAAAGAGAUGGAAAGUGUUGAUGUGAAAGAUGGGAGAAGGAGAACUUGCUUUCAGUCUCUUUAUAGUGGCAGUUGUUGUGUAAGAGUAAAGUAACUAAGCGUCUCUUUGCAGCCCCGUAUGCAGAGGCUGAACCACUGGGUUGGGUCACCUGAGCCUGACUCUUACUGUUGUUUUGUUGUUGUUGUUGAUUUGAGUCAAAAAUUCAGAUAUGAAUAAAAUCACCAAUAUUUGUAUUUAUCUACAUACAAUCAGAAUGUAAGUAUUGUAAUAGAAUCAGAGCUGCUCUGCUGGAUAAACUGUGAUUGCACCAUUUCUAAAUUAUCUCGAGCAUCUUUUUGCUACAUUCUGUAUUGGAUGGUAUAUAAACUGAUUUGGUUCGGGCCAUGAAGGUGUUUCCCUGACACAGCACAUAGAUGAUGAACGAUGACUAAGCUGGAGUGAAGAGAUUCACUCAGUCGUACCCAUGUUUCAUCAAAGCUUGCAGAACUUUUUGUCCCAGGAAAUGUUUUAAGGAUCUUAAAGGUUCCUUUAGACUGGAGUUCGUCUGUGUUUCCGCUGCAGUCUGGAGUCCGGGGACAGUCAGUCUACUGGAAUGCAAUAAAGAUGAGCAACCAUGUUAUACUGUCGUGAUCACUGUUCUCUGCUCUCUGUGUCUGACUGGUCAGUGCUGAGCUACAGUCCACAGAGCCAAGAGGCUACUGUGAACAGCGUGAAUUUGAACUUUGGUGGCAUUAAAGAGCCUUCACAGGAUUUUUUGUGUGGAAGGUUGGACACAUGUAUUUUAGGAUAACCACAGUGAAACUUUUCACAGUAAUAUUUGAGUGCCACUGCGUCUCUCUUAAUCAACAAAUUGUUUGCAAACAGUAAAAAUUUCUGUCCAAUAACCAUCAAACAAGCUACAGAGGAGACUGGUUGUGAAAUACUGAAGAGUAAUGAAUACAAGACUGAAAUGUUCAGCAUUACCAGCAUCUCUCUAGAGUUUCUUUGUAAGUGGAUUUUAAGGGGUAAAAUAAUUUCAUUGGAAACUAAAUUUCAGCCCUAAUCCCUGCAGUGGAAACUCUAAAGGAACCUGGUUCUGGUGAUAGAAACAGGGCUUUAUUCUGACAACAUUGGCAAUAUCCUGCAAUUAUCUUACAAUAAAUUUUCUGUCAGCAUUUUGUUUUACAUUUCCUUUUGUAUUUUCUAAUUCAGCCCUGUUGUCCAGUUACAUAACAGCAGAUUUCCUUGUUUGCAGAUGAAGCUGGUGCAGAGAUGUGCUGGUUGAGGGAGUUUUAGAAAAACUGAUGUUCUUUGCCUGUUAUGGACCACACGUUGUUUCAGUCCAAGAGUAUCUCUGGUUCUUCAUCAAAUUCUUUAGUGCUCUUCUUUGUGUCUUGUUUACAUUUGAAUGGGAAUUUGAAUGCCUUGUAAGAAAGCUGUACUUACAUACUGCAGUCAGUUUCAUCUUGUGCCUUGUGUUUGUGGGUGUCUGGAUGUCCAGGGACUGAGUGCUUUUGGUUUUAUGGCCAGAUAUGGACUUCCAGUACUGGCCUUUAUCCAACAAUGUCAGAGAAAAUUGGUAAACCUUAAGAUCAGUUCAGUCCUGACCUGCUGUCAUAAAAAUUAAGCUCCCCAAAUUCGGCUCCCUUCUCUCAACCUGGCAGCAUUUCCAGCUGAUGUGAGAGCAACUGCUACAUGUACAAGGAAAAACACUGAAAGAAGAAACAGCAGACGGCACCUUGAAGAUGAAAAUAUAAAAAAAUGCAGAUACCCCCCAAAACCCCAAACUUGUUGAGUCGUGUGUGUGUGUGUGUGUGUGUGUCUACGCAUCAGUGUCUAUCAGAAAGUUCUAGCUCUGCAUAGAGUUGAAUAAAGCAGGUGUGACGGUGGCUUAAUGUGUGAAACUAACAUAGAAGCUUCAGUUUGCAGAAGGUGAUUUAGUCUUAAUUGAAUAGAUGCUGAACAAGCAGUCAUAUUAUAAUCAACAUGAUGAUGAUGAUGAUGAUGCACUUUGAGGAUUAUUUUUUUAAUUAAAUGUUUUCUUUCAGCAAGUCUUAAUAUUCUUCUGAUUUAUAGACACUGAAUCCUGCUCUGCUGUGUAGUCCAUGGAAAUAUAAGGAGACCGUCUUUGUUUCUGAAUGUGACACAUGUCAAACAUUUCUCUUUAUUUCACUUCCCAUUUUGUUUCUUGUGGGGGAUUUUGUUUCCUGUGUUAUUUGGACUCAUUCAUUGCUGCUUAGUGGCUUAAUAAAGACACUUGAUGUUUA